AGAACCUGGCGCGAUUUGCUGACCUAAUCGACACGCGUCACUUCCGUCGGCUCCCCACGACCCUUCAACAACGCUGCUGUCGGUCUGAAACUGAAUCCUGUGCAGCUUAAACGAAAGCUGCAGGAUUGCAAACAGAUCGCUCAUACCGUAUAUACCACGGCGGUAACGGUUUGGUUUUCUCUUCGACGGUGGCCUUGCCAGCGGCCAAUACCUACAGGAUGGCCUCUACCGCCGCUCCAACGCCGGCGGAGCUCACCGCAAAUGAUGGGCGAAGCCCUUUUCCCAUGAAAAGGGACCAAACGCUCGGCUUCCCCAAAGAACCCGAGCUACCGAGCGUCUCACAACACGCUGGUCGCCAGUCCACCAAGCCCGAAACCUUGACGGUCCCCAUCAACACUGUCACCUAUGUCGGCACGAUCCCAUCUCCAGCAAAAGCCGCAGAGGCUGCAACUCCUGCAACAGCUGGAAGCACCACCCCACCCCGCAUUACCCCGUCGCAGUACAUAAAGACACGAUCCCUAUCCACUGCGGAGCGCCUGGCCCAGGCUUCUCAUAUGUCUAGCACUCCACGCAUCGUCGGCCUCAUCGACGACAUCGAGGCGUCCUCGAAGCCAUGUCACGUUCCUGUCGACCGACCGCUAUUUCAACCGUUUCCAUCAACCGUGGUGCUGCAAUCUUUCGUGCCUUUUCAGGUAUACGAAGUUGUCAUCAACUUUCGGAACAAUGAUAAAGUUCCCCGCCGGCUCAGAAUCGAGCCAAUUGACAAUCCAUACUUCUCGAUCACCAGAUGGAAAAGUGCCACAUUGCAUUCUGCAAAAGUGGCUCCGGGAAUGGACGUGGCCUAUGUCCUGCGAUUCACACCCGAAGAUCAGAUCGACUACUCGUAUAAUCUCGUCUGCACCACGGAGCGGGAAACAUUCUUGGUGCCUAUCGAGGCUGUCGGCGCACGAGCUAUGCUUGACUUUCCAAAUGAACUCAUAUUCACGGAUUGUGCAGUGAACUAUGACAGUGUGCGCACACUGCUCGUGCGCAACAUUGGCAAUCGUAUUGCAAAGUUCAGAAUGCAAACCGCGGCUCCAUUCAAAACGGCGCCUGAAAUAGGAACUCUGGAGCCAAAGCAGAGCAUGCAGAUUGACGUGCACUUUAAUCCCGAGGAAAGUGGGAGCUUUCAAGAAGACCUGCAAGUGAGCUUUGAUACCGGAGAAGAUAUCUAUGUCUCUCUGAUGGGAACGGGUGCGAACGCACACAUUCGUCUCGAGAAGCCAACAUUACGGCUGGACAGCACGUACAUCAGUUUAAUCAGCAUGAAGAAACUAAAGAUAUUCAACCGAAGCGAUAUCAUGGCGACCUUCCAAUGGAAACAAUUCUCCAACGUGACAGAAGAAGCCCAAUAUCGAGCGCGUCGGGAAGCAGAAUUGGGAAUCGUCACACAAUCCGACUCUGACGAGCCUGACGCCAGAUAUCUCGAAUUUGAUCAGGGCGAUGGGGAGAAGGACCCGAGCGAGACAGAGGAAUUAUUGGAUCUUGCGCUGCUUUCACAGCGAUACAAGAAUCAGAAGCGGGAAAUCGAGCUAAAUCCCAUGCUGUUCGACGGAUCCAUUUUUCGGAUUUCUCCUUCGUGCGGGACUAUCUGGCCGAAUUCAUUUGUGGAGAUGAAUGUUCUCUUUGCGCCGGUGGCGGCGGGUCUCCAGACGCAAACAGUCUACUGUGAGGUGUCCGGCAGAGAGACUCGCUUGCCUUUGCAACUCAAAGGAGAAGCUAUUGGACCGAAAGCGCGAUUUUCUUACGAUAUGCUCGAUAUUGAAGAGAUAUUCAUCCUAACGAAGCAUACAUACAAAGUUGUUCUGGAGAACAAAGGCGACAUUGAAGCUGUGUUCUCGCUUAACCCGUCGAGUAGCUUAUUCGGACCCAAAUUCUCAUUCAGCCCGGAUCGAGGAGCGCUGAAGGUUGGGGAGCAGCAAAUGAUUGAGAUUGGGUUUCACCCAGAUAUACUCGGGGGGUUUUCGGAAGAGUUUGUUUGGGACAUCGAAGGCGCCCCAGAACCUCUGGUUCUCACGCUUACCGGCAGCGUCGUCGGGCCAAGUUUUCACUUCGAUGCAAACGAAGUAAAUUUUGGCGUGAUCGCUUACGGCUUCACGUACAAUCGAUCGGUGACUCUGCACAACACUUCGCUGAUUGCUAUGUCAUAUCACCUGAGCAUCCCGCCGGGAGAGAACGGAAAGGUUGACGAGUUCACGGUAUCGCCCAUGCACGGUGUCAUUGACCCUAUGAGCUCUCAUCAAAUUACCGUAUCAUUCACGCCCAAAUCUGUGCAAACGUACAGCACGUACGUCACGGUGAAAGUGGAUAACGUUGGGGAGGAUCUUCGGCGCUUGCCCCUUCAUGCCGAUAGCACCGUGCCUAUAAUCACAGUGCUUCCGCGCAUCCUAUCCUUUGGUGACACAUUUCUGAACCAUCCCUACGACAAUCAUGUAACACUGGAGAACAAUACCGAGUAUCCAGCACGUUACGGUUUGCUUGCACAGGAGGACUCCACCAAGGCAUCAUAUCAGUAUGCAUCUGACAAUGGAGAAGGAGUUCUCAUGCCUCACUCGAGAACUGAGGUUCAUAUUCAGAUCCAAGUGAAGCAGUUAGGCGUUGUCGACUUUCCGAUUUGUAUGACCAUUGCUGGCAAUGAGGAAGCACCCUUGCUGACGGAUAUCUCGGCACAUGGGAUAGGACCGAACGUCGUGGUAUCUUGCACGGAACUCACCUGGGGAAAAAUACCAGUUUUGCAGAGAGUCCCGCUGACAUUGGCCCUCAAGAAUGAUUCGCUUAUACCUGCCAUAUUCGAGUGCAAAUCGGUCAACGACCAUUCGGUAUUCAAAGUCGAGCCUCGAAAAGGCCAGAUUCCGCCAAACGAGGAAGCUGCCGUUACGGUCACGGCGUUCUUGGACGACUCAGUCAAGUUCACCGAUAUCGUCAAAGUUAUCACGCAAUCUGGUGGAGUGCACGAAGUGAAGUUGGUUGCCAGAGGGCAGGGGACGACAAUCACUUUCGAUGAUUCCCUCCGGGAGGUGAACUUUGACCAUGUCUUUAGCAGCAGGGAAUGCCAUAAGGUUUUCACAAUGACGAAUAAGGGCCGCCGACCCCAAACGCUGAUGUGGAUUGGUGAAGAGACCAAGGGAAAAGACGGAACAGUUGCUUCGGAGCCGAUUUUCGAGGUUGUCCCUCCUCGGUUCACUCUGAAACCGGGCAUGUCACAGGACAUCACACUUCGCGGAUUCAGCAACAAGGCUUUAGAUGUCCGGCAAACCCUCGUCUGUCAAGGCUUCAUUGACAAAGACCCACUCAGAAGACUGGUUCUGAGCACUCAGGUUUCGGCGACCUUCGUGACCCCGUUGGUGAGGCUUUCUCCACCGGAUUUGAAGUUUCAUGCGACACACACAAGCGAGGAUCGGCAAAUGGUUCUCAGCAAAGAGCUGGAGUUGACCAACACUUCGUCGUUGCCGCUUCACAUCGUCUUCAAGUACCCAAAAGCAUAUACAGUCCAUCCAUCGGUCUUGAAGGACGCAUUGAAUCCCAACGACACCGCAAAGGUCACCGUAACGUACGACCCUUCCUCCCAUAAAGACCGUAUCACAAAGCAGGAGCAUGCGAAGCUUGUCAUUUCCUACGCUGAACAUCCUCAGAAGGAUAUCGUGGAUAUUGACAGUGAAAUCAUGUAUCCGAACUUGGACUUUGAUAGCACCUCCAUCAAUUACGGAUGCAUACCGGUCAAUACCGAGCAAAUAUCUCGCUUUACGAUGUUCAACAAGAACAAUCUGCCGGUGAUGUACUGCUGGAACUUUCAAGCGACGAAAGACGCUAUCGAAGAUGAAAGUGUCGAUGAGAGUUCAUUGGAGCAAAUCUUCGAUAUUCGUCCUUUACGAGGCACUUUACUCCCAGGGGAAAAAGAAAUCGUUGAAACCACAUUUUACGGGCAUAUUCCCGGCAAAUUCACCGCGCAAGCAAUUUGCGACGUGUCUUGUGGACCGAAGUACAAGGUCAACCUGGAAGGGGAGGUCUCAUCUAUCGAAUUUCAGCUCGACCGCCUGACGGUGGACUUUGGCACUCAACCUUAUCAGAAUGUGGUAGAGCAAGAAGUAUUCCUUACCAACACUGGGAAGGUGGAAUUCGACUUUACCGCUGCGCUGUUACCCACUUCCCAGCUACUUCCACGGCUGACGCUUUCUCCGGCGCAAGGAACUAUUCAAGCCCGAAGCAAACAACGUAUCGCUGUCAAAUGUUGCAUAGCAGUUCCGGAGGCAAUCGAAGAUGCCUUCUUCAUUCAAAUCGCCAGAUUUGAACCCGUGCGAGUGCGAGUCACAGGAAAAGGCGUUUUUCCGAGAAUCGCUCUGAACAUACCGCGCGUGGCGGACGCGAGGUAUGAAGCUAUCGUAACCGAGAUAGAAGCUGCUCACCCUCGGUCAAAACUAAGUAGUGCUGCAAGCGAUGGAGUGCGGAUCAGGGAUUCCGAAGCGGAGGAGCAAGCAGACAGCCGCCUCUUGCGGGAGUUGACGUUAAAGCUGUUGAAUGAACUCAAUGAGGACGCGAAAUCACGCCUGCCAGCCGUUCCCCGUGGACGAUUCAUCGGAUCCCCUCUCCUGUACCACAAAGCCCAGCAACACAAGGCAGAUAAAAAGCAGGGCUUGCUUCUCUCCGAGAGCUCCCAGGUGCGGCUCGCAAACUACAUGUGCGACCUGGGGAAUGUCAUCAAGAAUACAUGCAAAAGUCAAGCAGUGACUGUGAGGAACACCGGGCAUCAACCUGUUUCCUUUGUCCUUGAAAAGGCCGCGCUUAGUGGGACAGGAUUUUCCGUAGAACCUGACAAAAUUCGCUCGCUGCCCCCAGGAGAACGAGUGGACCUGAAUAUCACUUUCCAGGCGCGAAGUUAUAGCGGUCGCGGCGACACAACUAGCAUUGGAUUUCCCAUCAAGGUUUCUGGAGGACCGACGAUUGGUGUCCAGUUGCAGGCGACGGUGACAGUUCCUGAUCUUGUUCUUUCAACGAACACUCUUGACUUUGGCGAGGUUCUAUGCGGUUAUCGCAAGACCGCGCACGUUCGGAUGGAAAAUCCAUUCAGCAUCCCAUGCGAAUGGGCGAUUGUGUAUCAUGACGCUUCUGCUUCCGAAACUCGAGGUCAAAAGAAAACCACUCGGCGUGGAGUGAAAGAGUUCGAGAUCAGUCCAACCUCCGGAGUGCUAAACCCGGCAGAAAGCUGUUUGCUAACGGCGCGAUUCUCGCCUAUCGAAGAAAAAGCUUACCAGGAAAUCGCUUACAUCAAGAUAAACUUGAACAGCAAACGAAUGCAAUUGAUUGUGCAAGGAAACGGUACUCAAGCCAACAUCAUUUUCGAGCCCGACCGAGUGGUUCUAGGACCGGUCCUGCCCUACUCAGAAGGUGUCGUGGCAUACUUUUCCGCUUACAACCCCACAUCGCACCCAAUCGAAUUUGCGUCGGUUGAGUUUGAUAAGGAUCUGCUGGAGGAAGAGAGUAUGCUGAAGCACUUGGAUACGUGGGUCAACGGGACAACAUUCAUCCCACCACGGGAGCUUGGUGGUCCCUUGCCUGAGAAAGUUGUGGAGAAUGCUCAUGCGAAGAUGAAAGCUGCUAGAGAUAGCGCGCAAAGUGAGGCUGGUCAUCAUCUGGGUGUCGGGGAUCUCUUAGAGACGGCUGCUCCGAUUCAUGGACGUAGGCGGUCAUACUUGAAUCCAUCGCCCCAGCAACCGCAAGUCUCGCAACCAAUGCAGCAGAUACCAGUACCUGCACUUCACCAGCCAACUUCCCCGUCUUCCGUGAGCGUCAAUGCUGCUGACCCCACAACAUCUCAACCCUCUCCGAUCGAAUCUGCUACUGCCAUCAUCCUUCACGGCCCGCCGUACUCAGGUCGAAGGUCUCAAGCUCGAAUGAUAUCAAAAGUGUACGGUUACGCCUAUGUUCACAUCGAUGAAGUGAUCGAUGCCCAUUUGAAAGGAGCGCACCUGGAGAGCGGGCCUAUCAUUGUGGAACCAGGACAGACGCAUAGUCUUUACGGAGGAGGAACCUCCGGAAAGCGUAAUCAAACGACCACUGAAAAUGACGAAGGACUGGAUGGAUCCGGCGGCGGAACAAAUACAGAAGCCGAUGCAGAACUUGCCUUCGGAGAGCUUCAUAGCAACUUGGAGGCGUCGGCAUCUCCGACGUCGCUUCCCGAAGAAACGAUACAAGAUAUUGUUCGGGAUAGAAUUCAGAUGGAGGAUUGCAUCAAAGGCUUCGUUAUUGAUGGGCUCGAGAGCAAAUUUGGUCCUCCAGUCGCAAUCCUGAGGGCAAUUCUGCGAUGCAUUCCGGAAAAAGCCAAGAGGCCUCUGUUCUUCAAUCUGGCAACCGACGCGUUGCACAUCCGCGAAAGGGAGGCGAAUGCUCAACGCCUUGGGGUGGAGAAAGACCCAGAUUUGGUUCCCGUGCAGGAACUAACCGAGGACGAGUAUGACGCACUUAACGAAGAGGACCGAGGGAGGUACGAUCGGAAAAUAUCCAAAUAUCGAAAGCUGUUGAAGGAGCAGCAAGAUCGAAAGAAGCAGGAACGCAGACUCUGGGAAGAGGAGCUAGCACUACGAGUGAACGAGCGGAAAGCGGAGGAGGAAAGGGCGAGAAAUAAGAAGAAGAGACCGCCUAUCACGCGAGGCGUCACUGAGAAGACUGAGCCAGGAAGGGUAGGUCCAACACCGCUUGGUCGAGCAGAUGUCGGUAGGCUCCGAGGGUCCUCGGUCUCGGUUGCGCCUGUCGCUCCAGAAAUACGUCCAGGAACUCUUUCACCUAAGUCGUUGGCUAAGCGACACGCACUGGAUCGUUAUGAGAAAGGCUCGGAGCGAGCUCGUAGUGAGGCUGGUGAACGGGAGAUGGGAGAUGAACUGUCCUCGCGGUUCACACUAUCGGAAGGGGGAGAGCUCUUUCAAAACGAAAGCACCUAUCGGCGGGUCGAUAGUUAUAGUUCAACCUUGGAGUCGUUAAUCGCAUUGCUGAAAGAAGGGGACCUCAAGCCAAUAGCUGUUCGUCCGAUAGUGCCUCCUGCACCGGUCGACAAGAAGGCAACGAAGUCAAAGUCGGGGGCACCAGGCAACGUUGCGACCGAGGUGACUACUGUACUGCAGAGUACCGUUCUCGAAACCGAGCAACAAGAGGAUUCGUCAAGUCGAUGCUUAAUCGAGAUCAAUGCUAACGCCGACGAAGAAGCCGUCUUCAAAGCGAUCGCGGAGCACAUACCCUCUCCGAAAGCGGGCGACAACUCCGAUGAUUCUCAGAUACCUGAGCCGUAUCUGGAGCAGAUUGUGCAGUAUCCGCAGGAGCUUCCCGAAGUCAGCAAGUCCCUGAAAUAUUUCACCAUCUCCGCCGGUAGCGCGCGUGCUCCAGAAGAUGACUCUAUUGUGUCUCGAGAACUCUCGAUGGCGGGUCCAGUGCCAAGCAUUGGUCUUACCGCCCCCCCGACGAAGGAGAAUUUCCGUCGUUCCCACGUGGCGCCCAAAAUUGACGAAUCAAAGAUUGUGAUUGAGACUGAGGAUGACGACAAAGAUUCAGCGAAGCGCUAUCGUUGGAUCAUUCAACCACACGAGAGAGAGACGUUCGCGGUUCAAUUUGCUUCUAUGGAAGUCGGAAAAUUCGAGGAGACACUUCAUUUCGUCGCGAUUGGGGCAUCGGGCAGAUUCACGUUAUCUUGUGCUGGUCACUGCCAGUACGCAGCGAUUGUGACGGAGCCUAAGAAGGUAUUCAACAAAUGCAGAAAAUCGAAAGACGAGAAAACCAUUGUUCAAGGAGAAUACAUAGCAUCCAUCGGGACCUACGACUUCGGACCUCUGCUGAACAGCAAAGGGCGGGAGAAGUAUCAGGAGAGAUAUCCCGAGAAUCAUGCGUUGCUAAACAUCUGCAAUCCAAGCAACGCCGAGAUCAAGCUGACUGUUGCCCUUCGGAAUGAUAUCAAGGGAGACGUGUUCUUCUUUGAACCAGCAUCGAUGGACCUCAGCCCGGGACAAACUGAGAAAUUGUCCGUCUGGGCAUAUCCAAAGACAAACAGCGUUUUCGAGGACACUCUGAUUAUCUGCAUCAUGGACAAUCCUGAUCCAGUUUGUUACAAGCUCAGGUGCACUGGAGUAAAACCGGAGCUGGAGGUCGACAAAAAAGCAAUCACUUUCGAGAAAUUGCUAUUGAAUAAAACCGAGAAGCGAGAGUUACACUUGAAGAACAACACGUUAUUGCCUGUGGCAUGGAAACUUUCCGGGGCAGAUGCGCUUGGAGAUGAGUUUCAAGUGACACCUCUCGAGGGUAUCCUGGAGCCCACGCAGGAGUGUCUAGUGGAGGCGGAUUUCAAAGGAAGCAAGCCGGUAGUCGUCAAGAAGGCUUUCAAGCUUGAAGUGAGCGACUCUGAAAAGAUCGGCGGGAUUGUGCAGGAAGUUCCAAUACUUGUGACAGCGGAAGCAUAUGAUGUAGCUGUGGACCUGCACUUCCCUAAAGGAUAUGAAGGAUUGGACUUCGGCGUCAUCAAGGUGUUUGACGAAGGGAAGCAGACCUGUACCCUGAGAAACAAAGGACGAUAUGAGGUUGGGUAUCGCUUCAUAUUUGAUGCCAAGGAGGACAGUGAUGUCUUCAGCGUUCUUCCGCCACAAGGUAUCAUACAGCCAUCGGAAAAGCCCUACGGCGUUCAGGUCGUUUUCAAAAGCUCACGAGAGACGAGCAUUCGGGACGUCGUGGCCUGCAAAUGCCAGUUUUUUGAGCCAACAAAUGGGGAGAUCACUGCCGUCAUCCCCGUCAAAGUGUCUGCUCGGGCAGUAUUCAGCAAAUUCUCCAUCUUACCGGUGCGAGAUCUUAAUUUCGGGGCAUUGGUACACGGGACGAAAGCAACUCGGCAGUUCAUCAUCGAGAAUCUGGGCGAGUUCGAUUUCCGAUAUUCCAUCUAUAAACUUGUACAAGCGUUGCUGGACACUAAGCUUGCCGGAAAGAACACACGUGCAAAUUCGCGGGCGAGCAAGGCGGGAGGUCGCCAGUCCCCUCCACCCACUUCCAAACCUUUGAAUCGAAAGGACCUACCCACCAAGCAAGGAGAUACGCUUAGCUUCGGGGCAUUUUCUGUGUCACCGACAGGGGGUGUGGUCGGUGCGGGACAGAAACAGCCCAUCAUGGUUGAAUUUCAUUCUGACGCUCCCGGAAGUUUCGAAGAGAUCGCCGCCAUUGACAUCACGGAUCGAUCCAUGAAUGAUUAUCCGGAUGUUUUGGAGUAUCGCUUGAUAGGCGAGUGCUGCGUUCCAGGAAUCAACACAACGGAUUUCCCCUCUAUAUUUGAGGAGCACUCCGUAUGCAAGCGAUUGGAGCUUUUUUCGCUCCGUACAAACUACUACGCGGAAGAUGAUCGCGUUUUCACCUUUGGGCCAUGUUUAGCUGGACAGCAAGCUCACGGACGAUUAAAGUUGUCCAAUCCAUUCAAAGUCCCUUGUGAUGUUAGCGUUACGACAAAGCCCCGAAGCAAGGCACGGGGCGAAGCAGCGGACUUCGCUUUCGAUUCGGAUCCAAAGAGACUGACGAUACCAAGCCAUGAAAGCCGUUAUGUCACGGUCUCAUUCCAUCCAAUGUUGUUACAAUCGUACGCAGGGAUCUUUGAGGCGGUCGUUGAAAAUGUCACGGAAAGCAAGCACAAAACACUUUCGUUCGAGCUGCGCGGUGAAGGAACUCUCCCGCGCGUUAUUGUCGAUAAGCCCGGGCUUAGAUCGAACUUGGGUGUUCCUUGGCUUCAGUUCCGUCGACUAAUGAUAGGUGCAAGUCAGACUUUGCCAUUAACUGUUCGGAACGACGGAAUCAUUGGAGCCAAGCUGUCCCUGGACUGGCUCACGAAAGAUACUGAGGAUUUUGACUGCUCCGGUGUCAAUGUCACGCACAUCUUGAAACCUCAGGAAUCCAAAACCUUCGAGGUUCGUUGCCGAGCAAGCAGUGUUCGCAAAUUGAAUGCGGAACUACGGCUACGGAUUCUAGACAACACAUUCGAGGACACUACCAUUCAGAUCAGUGGGGAAGGUAUUUUGGAUGAUCUCAGCAUAGACGGCUUACCCGGGGAAAACGAAAACGAACUUCACUUUGAGGAUUGUUUCAUCAACGAAAUAAAGCACUAUCCUUUCAGCAUCGCGAAUCACUCCCCCGAAUACCUUUCGAUAGUUUUGGAAGAGCAAUUGGGUUUCACCUUCGCGCCUUCAAGUCUCCAUAUCCGUCCGAAGGGGAGCAAAGACAUCACGGCGUCUUUUGUCACACGUAGCCCUUGCGAGCACAAUGGAGUAACACUACUCAUCAAGGUUGCCCGUAUUAGGUAUACGGGUCCCAUUCCCGAAAAUGACUGGGACAACAACAUGAAGGCCGUGAGAUGGGUGGCAGGGGAUCCUAACCACCUGAGCGCUGCGAAGAAGAUCACCGAGCCCACUCCCGAACCCGGACAUGAAGUUAUCGGCCCUGGUGUCACGCAACGCAAUCUGGUCGCGAAAGCCUUUGCUGACUUCUCAACCUUUGAGUGCGAUGUCAAAGAUAUCAAGUUCAAAGAGACCAUGAUGUUCCAGACAAGGGCUUACAACGUAGUAUUGAGGAACCCAGGGAAAGUCAGCUUGCAGUACAAGUUCCGUUUCGUGGAAGACUCUGAAGUCAUGGUGCCCGAUACAGCCGAUUGUCCUUUCAGUAUUUCACCUGCUGCAGGGAAAGUCCUGCCGGGAGAAAGUGUGUCACUAAAUUUGAAGUUCUCCCCCAUCGACGUGGGUCAUUUUUCUGUGGAGCUUUCGGGGACAUUCGCGAAUCUGAACGCGAACCAAAAACCGAUUCACGCUCAGGUUCAGGGCGCUUCUUCGAGACCAUUUUGUCACUUUGAAAUUCAGGACAGCGACUAUCUAACUCGCAGGAGUCUGGAGCAAGGGCUGGUCACUGGCGUACCUGCUACUCUUGACCCCAGUACGAAGGUCAUUGAGUUCCAAUCCUGCGGCAUCAAAAUCAAGAAUACGAAGCGCUUCUAUCUGCUGAAUCCCACAGCAUUGAGCUACGGUUUCGAAUGGACACACGAGAGUGGGGACUCUCGGGCGUUCAAAUGCCUAACGCCGAAGGGGAUUGUCGUAUCAGAUAAGAAGUAUGAAAUAGCGUUUGAAUAUACCCCGGACUCGGUUGACACCAAGGAAUCUCUGUGGCGAAUGGACAUUGUGGGCCAUCAGAUUUCCGUUCAUUUCCUCCUUGUGGGUCAAGCAACGGAGCCGAAUGUUUUUGUGGACCGCCCUAGUCUGAAUUUCAAGUCGGUACUUGUCCGACGACAAGUGAAGGAAAUCAUCAAGCUGGUCAACAACGAGUCAAUACCUUUCGCCUUCGCAUUCAGCGAGACCUCGUUUGAGAUGAGCCAUGAAGGCGCACCCGUGUUGCGAUUCAGUCCCACAACUGGAACUGUGGGUGGAAAGUCAGAACAGCCUAUUGAGGUGACUUUCGUUCCAUCAGCGGAGAAAAUGUUUAACUUCAACUUGGUGUGCAACGUCAAGAAAAAACCAUCGCCUUUGACCAUCAAUGUGAAAGGGGAAGGAUAUGAGAUUCACGACUCGCUGCAUGCCGAGGUACCGGAUGGUUCGCUUACAGAGUUCGGGGCAGGAUACGCAGCGCAAAACGUUUUGGAUUUUGGAUCUGUGCAGCUGAAUGAGAAAAGAUUGCGGAGGGUUGUAAUAGUCAACUCGGGACGUUUUAACUUGGACUAUUCUUGGAAGCUUGCCGGGAAAAAGGCCGGUUUCAUCACUAUUCGACCCGAUUCCGGCACGAUACGAAAAGGAGAACGUGUCUUUUGUGAAUUGUCCUUCACGCCUCGGCAUCCAAUAAGUCUCAAGGACAUCAGAGCGACUUGUCAGAUUAUAAACGGAAAAGUUUACCAGUUGGCGUUGAGUGGCACUGGAGUACGUUCUCUGUUGCGUUUAUCAAAGCCACUGCAUGAUUUUGGAACGCACUUCCUCUUCAAGCCUGGGAUGGUUGCCCCCACUGCCAUCGUGGAUAUCACGAAUGAUGACAUUAGCGAACUAGCUUUGGAAAUUCUGCCUUUGGCCUCCUCCAUUUUCACACUGAGAAGGACGAUCAGUACGCUCGCACCUGGCGAGACGGGCGCGAUUGAGCUUGCCUUCCAGCCAAAGGAAAGUAUGGCCUACAACGAAAACGUCAGAAUCGAGAUCAACGGCCUAUCCACUAUCGAUUUCCCGGUAAAGGGUGAGGGAACGGAGUACAAAGUGGAUGUUCUUCACGCGGAGCACCGUACCGUGCAGUUCGGAGCAAUAAGCAUCGGCCACACCGUUAGCAAAUCCCUCAAGCUUGUUAAUCGGAGCUCCAUUCCAGCAACAUUCUCGCUGGGUCCUCCCUCGGUUAUCGAGAGUCUGCUAGCGCAUGCAGUUUCUGUGGGCCCAUUGCAGGUCAGUAACAUUCGACCGAAGGGGACUGUAAAUGUAGAGUUCGUUUUUCGGCCGCUACAACGCAUCCCAGCAUUUUCGGAAGAGUUGCUCUUGGAAGUUCCUGGCAUUUCCAAGCCAAUUGCACAAAUCACAGGCGCAUGCCAAGGGAUUGAAGUGAGGUUGGAGAAUGACACUCUCCCUUUCGGCGCGGUGGUGAUCAAGAGCAGCGCAACCCGUCGCCUACAGCUUCAGAAUUCCGGGGACAUUGGAACGACGUUCCGUUGGGAAGUAAAACAGUUCCUUCCGGACUUCUCGAUAUCACCAUCCGAAGGCUAUAUAUCACCGGGCAUGGAGGUAUCUUUAGAGAUCACCUUUCAUCCUCUUGAGUUCAAUGCAGACAUCCGAUACGAAAACUUGCUGUGUCGCGUUGACGGAAUGUCAUCGGCUCUCAGUCUAACUUUGAGUGGGAUGUGUGUACCGCCACCGGUGCAUAACGAAGUGCUGAAAUUCUCAGCUCCCGUUAGACAAUCUGAAAGCAAAAGUAUCCCGCUUACCAAUAGAAGCUCGAUUCACUGGCAUGUGCGACCUAUCAUUGAGAACGAAUGUUGGAGCGGUCCCGAGAUCAUUGACAUUGAGCCAGGGCAGACAAAGCAGUAUGACAUUGUUUUCACUCCGUUGGAAAUGGUCGGUACUGGAGAUGGAGGACGACACGAGGGAUCAGUAUUCUUCCCGCUGCCAGAUGGGACAGGCACGCUGUACAAACUGUAUGGCGCCGCAGACAAGCCUGGCCCUGCUGGAAAUAUCUCACGCGACGUGCCAUGCAAGACGCUCUACACGGAGGUCCUACCCGUGAUGAACUGGUUGAAGCGAACACAAAAGCUCAAAGUUUCCAUGGAGUUGGCAAAACCGGAUCCUAGUGUCGUUCUCAAGGGACACGACUUCAUUGAGCUUCCGGCACUUCUCAGCAAGGAUUACAAACUCUCAUUCUACGCAUACAAAGAGGGAGUUACUAGUGUCAAGGUUAUCUUCAAGAAUGAAACCUCACAAGAAUACACGUAUUACAACAUAACAUUCCGAAGUACAUCCGCGGGAGUUAUCGCAACGUACGAACUCUUGACGUCUGUUCGACAAAGUCUCACGAAGGAAAUCACCGUCACGAAUCCUCUACCGACAGCAGUCGCUUUCACGAUCACCUGCAACUCCACAGACAUAACAGUGCCGCACUCAAUCUCAAUUCUACCAAAGUCCGAUGCAGUGGUUCCUCUCGAGUUCCUCCCACUUCAUCCACGCGAAGCAGUGGCACGCCUGACACUGCAAUCGAAUGAGCUGGGGUCGUAUUUAUACGAUCUCAAGCUUGUAGCAAGCAGUGCUGCGCCUGAGCGGAGUCUGCACUUCAAGGUUGGACUUGGUGGAAGCCAGACCCAAACUUUCAGGUUUAUGAGCUUUGCGAAGGUGAAAACCGAGUACAACUGCAGAUUGGAAAGUUCGGAUUUCGCUUGUGAAAAAACUGUUCUCGCCACCGCUGCUUCAAAUAGCGGCACAGAGGUCUCGUUAGACAUCACUUACGAACCGUCCAGAUUGGGUGACGUUCGGACUCAGCUCAUUAUCACUUCCACGACGGGAGGGGACUUUGUAUGUCCAUUAUUUGGGCAUUGCGUUAUCCCUCGACCGCAAGGGCCGAUCGUCAUCAAAGCAGGAACACCAACUCUCAUUCCCUUCCGGAACGUUUUCAAUUCCUCGGCAACCUAUACUCUCGUGGUGGACAAUGCCGCCUUCGCUGUGAAAGGGGCGGAGACGAUUGGGGCCAAGAAAACCACCCAGAUAUCAGUCUCUUACAAACCCUUCUCUCCAGCCCCUUAUGGCAGUGAGAAGGCAGACGAAAAGGAAAGCUCGACUGUUGGAGGUGGUGGAGGCUCCAGAAGGGAACGAGCUGAAAAAGGAAAGGAGAAGGACAAAGGGGCAGAACCACAAUCUGUGGCGACAGUGCAGUCUGCGCGGGCUCGGGUUGGACCCGGUGCUAAGGUUGGGAAGCUGAUGAUCAGUCACUCGGAAAGCAACGUGGUGUGGAUAUAUUACUUGAGGGCGACUUGAGUGAAAUUAGCAGUCCCCUUGUACAUAUGUAACUGGCAUAUUGUAACCUGCAACAUGUAAUGUAUCUACCGUUAAGAUAAGAGAGCUGUAUAAAAGCCGAACAAUGACAGCGUUCAGGUGAUGGGCAAAGGGAGCGGAGGGAGAUGUCAAUUUCUUACGUCAUCCCCCCGAUACGCUGUCAAAUGCAACUACGUGCCGCGAACAGCUGUCAGAUUUGGCAGCACCUUCCUUA
Fimicolochytrium jonesii is the source of this 14745-nucleotide messenger RNA. RefSeq lists its product as uncharacterized. The record is from RefSeq and is a predicted model, not a curated record. The transcript has 7 exons. Bases 219 to 14513 code for a protein of 4764 amino acids. Gene Ontology annotation, biological process: axonemal central apparatus assembly; cilium movement. Gene Ontology annotation, cellular component: axoneme. NCBI's taxonomy places the organism in Eukaryota, Fungi, Chytridiomycota, Chytridiomycetes, Spizellomycetales, Powellomycetaceae.